Messenger RNA from Limanda limanda (common dab), 2465 nucleotides. RefSeq lists its product as uncharacterized. Gene Ontology annotation, molecular function: cysteine-type endopeptidase activity. Lineage: Eukaryota; Metazoa; Chordata; Actinopteri; Pleuronectiformes; Pleuronectidae. The record is from RefSeq and is a predicted model, not a curated record. Gene Ontology annotation, cellular component: lysosome. The coding region runs from base 73 to 1725 and encodes 550 amino acids. The transcript has 11 exons. Gene Ontology annotation, biological process: immune response.
GUCCUGUGUUGUUGUCUGACUCUGCUGUGACUGUGUGGUUUCUCCUGGUUGUCUGAGCUCACAGCAGAAGGGAUGCGGGCCUGCUUCGUCCCAGUAGUUGUUCUGUGGGUUGUCACAGCCUCACAAGGAAAAGUCGUCCCUUCCCCUCCAGACUUUGGGAGCAGCUACCACGUCAAAGGAGUGAUCUCUCUGCCCUAUGCCGAGAUCAAUGAGCCCUUUGAGGCCUGGAUAGAUCUUGCUGCAAAGUCCAGCCGCAUAGACUAUUAUCAUGGCCAAGUGUCCACAUACCAGCUGGCAGCCGAGGAGCCGUGGGGCGUUUCCUAUAAGAUCAGUCCUGAGACCACAGAGAUUGAACAGAAUGUGAUGAAGUGCUUUCUGGUCAACGGAACAAAGAAUGAAACUGUCACACCGCAGGCAUCGCUGCCUGAUGUGCAGGGCUUCCAGUUCCUGAGACGGGAGUAUUACGAAGGUUCCCUGUGUGAAGUCUGGCAGAAUGUGACCACUGUGGGUAACAAGAAGAACACCUACACACUGUGGGUGACCCGUUCAGAGACCGGCGCUGAUGGAAAAGAGCCCGCUACUCCUCUCCACUAUGAGAUGAUGGGAUACAACACACUGCUGGGGUCUCACUAUGAUAAAUACUUGGUGGACUACCAGGGGUUCAGUUCUCAUGUGGACCCCAAAGACUUCUCCCUGCCUGAAGGUAUGAGCUGUGGGGGAUUUCCUGGUCCAGGAGUGGAGCACCACAUGUUGGCCAAUCCAAUGAAAGAUCUCAUCCACACCUCGGCCUCCGGUCACUCACAGGGCAUGUUCAGCCAUUUCAAGGAGAAGUUUCAGCGUCAGUACAGCGAUGAAAGGGAACAUGAGAAGAGGGAGCAUGCUUUUGUUCAUAAUCUUCGGUUUGUCCACUCUAAGAACCGAGCUGGGCUGCCUUUCUCUGUGGCUCUGAACUCUUUCUCAGAUCGCACCAUGUCAGAACUAGCCACCAUGAGAGGAAGGAGGAACGGAAAGACUCCAAACAGAGGUCUCCGCUUCGCCUCCGAGAUUUAUGAAGGGGUGAAAGUGCCCGAAUCACAUGACUGGAGGCUUUAUGGUGCUGUGACCCCAGUGAAGGACCAGGCCAUCUGUGGCUCCUGCUGGAGCUUUGCCACUACUGGAACAGUAGAGGGCGCUCUCUUCCUAAAGACUGGCUCCCUGCAGGUUCUCUCUCAGCAGAUGCUGGUGGACUGUUCCUGGGGUUUUGGCAAUAACGGCUGUGAUGGAGGGGAGGAGUGGAGAGCAUACGAGUGGAUCAUGAAACACGGAGGCAUCGCUACAACAGAGACUUACGGAGCCUAUAUGGGAAUGAACGGAUUUUGUCACUUGAACGCCUCACAGCUUACUGCACAUAUCAAGAGCUACACCAAUGUGACAUCAGGGGAUGCGGAGGCCCUUAAGCUGGCCCUCUAUAAAAACGGGCCGGUGGCUGUUAGUAUUGACGCAGCACAUCGAUCAUUUGUUUUCUACAGCCAUGGCGUCUACUACGAACCUGCUUGUGGUAACACUACUGAUGAUCUGGACCAUGCUGUGCUUGCAGUGGGUUAUGGGACUCUGAGCGGUGAGCCGUACUGGUUAAUAAAGAACUCAUGGUCCACAUACUGGGGCAACGACGGCUACAUCCUCAUGUCUAUGAAGGAUAACAACUGUGGUGUCAGCACUGAUGCUACAUUUGUAACUCUGGUGUAGAUGUGUCCUCUCUGCAUUAAUCUGUAUGUUAAAGCCACUAUUUGAGUGCCUGGGGACGGUUGACGUCUAAUUUGGACAUGUUGAUAUCAUUAUUGCAUCAGAUUGAGCUGCUUGAUAAUGUUAAUGUUGAAUGGGGAUGGAGACCCUGUUCAGACCUGGGUUUUUGACAUCUGCCCUGAGUGAUCCGAUCAUAAGAGGUCAGCCGUAAGUUCAGUUUUGAAUGCACACAAAAUUGUCGUGAGGUGCGAUCACUCAAAUCCACCCUGGGCCCCAUAAGACGAACCACUAACCCCUCUGACGUCUCUGACCAGCUUUAGUUUCACAAUGAAUCAAAAGUAUUUUUACGCUUCAGUGUUGUUUAUUUGUUUUUACCCAUUGCCACAAAAUGAUAGAUACUUUUCUCUCUCUCAUAUUUGAAUGCCAGAUGUGAACAGAGGAAUUGAAUGCUCUCCACUUGUGAUCGUAUCUCUCAGAUGUUAACACCAAGUCUGAACUGAACUGAGUGAACUGAAAUGCUGUAGAAUUUGCACAAAGACAAACAGUUUGCUUUUUUAAACAUUUGUUUUUGACAAGUUUAUUGCUGACAGCUCACAGGCACUGUGCCUUCAUUUUAGGUGUACAAAGUACAUCUUUAUCACAAAGUUCCUUUUGUUGUUCAUAAUUGUUUUAUAAUUUUCAUUGUUGCAAAUGUAUCAAGCAGAAAUGAAUACAAUAAAAAUAAAAACUGGAGAAUCAUUCCA